Molecule: messenger RNA, 2057 nt
Organism: Colossoma macropomum (tambaqui)
Lineage: Eukaryota; Metazoa; Chordata; Actinopteri; Characiformes; Serrasalmidae
Product: caspase activity and apoptosis inhibitor 1
Exons: 6
Coding region: 74-1012 (312 amino acids)
Source: RefSeq, a predicted model, not a curated record
GGGAGAUCAUCAACAAGCGCCGGCAGCUAGCAGUACAGUAGCGCUGUUUUCUGCAGGUUCCUAGUCUAAAUUAAUGCUUUUACAGAUGCGGGAGAAGAAAUCCUCAAAGGAGAAGAAAAGAAAGCACUCUCACCGAGAGUCUGACGAUGGAGACAGAAAACGGAGGAGCACUGAGUCCAGCGCGGAGGAUCCUAAAGAGGAGGUGGAUCAUCCGGAGGAGGGCGUCGAAGAGCCGAGCGACAUAGAGGAAGGCGGACUGGACCUGAACGUGCCUUUCAAACCCAUAAGCGCCUACGUGACGGACAGACAGGAGAUGCUGGAGCAGUGCUUCAGAGUUCUCGGCGAAAACAAACUGAAAAAGAUGCUGCCAGACGAGUUAAAGGAGUGUUCCAUAGCAGAGAUAAAGACGCUGUGCUGGGAUCAACUGAAGGAGCUGUCCGAGAGCAACCUGCUCCGGAUACUGGAAGGUAAAGAGUUGACGGCUAACUCAGAAACUGAGGAGAAUGAAGCUAAAAGGAACUCAGUGGACAGUCAGCAGGACAAUAAUGUGGAUUCCACCUCCUCUAUGAAAGAGACGGCUGAAGCAGAGGACAAACAAGGGGGCUCUGGAGAGGAGAGCGACGUUCUGAGCAUCAACGCAGACAUGGACGACAGUGACAUCGAGGGCCACAGGGAUGACAAACCUCCAGAAGAGGAAGCUCCCGCUACCAUGGCGAUGACCUCUUCGGCCUCUGCUCCACCUCCAGAACCGGAAUCCCAUCCGGCCGAGCCGAAACUAGAGCUUCAACGCGACAUCGACAAGAGUGUCAGUGAAAUCCUGUCCCUGACCACGCCUCCUUCCAGCAAGGCGGAGCUGGAGCUGCCGGUUGCUGUGGAAACUACUCCAGCCCCACUUCCUCUUCCUCUGGCCCAGGCUGCAGUGCCCUCGGCACAGCAGUUGGCCCUUCUGGAGCUGGAGAUGAGAGCGAGAGCCAUUAAAGCGCUAAUGAAGGCCAAUGACCUCAAGAAAUAAGCCAGUGAUUGAUGUAUAUGUGCUUCGCCCAUGAAUGCGUACUUUCAUAGCUACUGUUGCUAAACUGGACAAGCUUUACAGAAUGCAAGGAGAAAUCCCAUUUAACCUAAUGGGAAACUGUAGAACACAGUUUAUAUCACAAUACCUACAUUUAGAGUGAGUUAUUCAUUCAACCUAAUGAGAAACUGUAGAACAGACUCAGUUUAUAUCACAAUACCUACAUUUAGAGUGAGUUAUUCAUUCAAACUAAUGAGAAACAGUAGAACAGACUCAGUUUAUAUCACUAAAUGUAGGUACUGUGAUAUAAACUGAGUGAGUUCUACAGUUUCUCAUUAGGCUGAAUGGGAUUUUUUACCAGUUCUGUAAAACUUGUUAAAACAAUUGCUAAUAAAGAACAUAUUUAUAGGUGGCGCACAGAUGUUGGCUGUAAGCGAUGUGAGGAAUGUCUAAGGCCAUAUUGGCUUCCAAAUGUACAGUUAUGUUGGGGGAACAUAAACAGCCAUAUUGGCUUCUCUUGUUUUUUUGAGGGAAAUUUCACAAAGCAGGAUUUCUCAAUGUAGCUGGAUAAUUUAAGCUCAUACUGAAGAAGGUCAGAUACAGAUAUCCCUUACAGGCUCAACUCAGGCUUAAAGGUGGUUUUCCAGCCUAAUCUCAAUCUGCUGCUUUUGUAGCAUGGGAUUGUCUUCUGUGGACAAUAAUUUUGACACAACAGGUUUCAUGUUCCUGUUUGAGUGCAGGGAAAUGACUGUUGAUAAUUAGCCAUUUGUUGUAUAGAUUGGGUUGAGAAAUGCAGAGCAAUCUUUCAAGUUAUCUGGCAAACUAAGAAAUCCUACUUUAUGAAAGAUGUUUUGUUUUUGUUUUUAAUCGCCUGAAGGUAUAAAGAAAAAAUAUAAUGUACUGUGGAGGCUUUACGUUAAAAACUGAUCCCGAUAGCAACAGGGCUGCUGAUAUGGGGAGAAUCUUUCAGAAACUUUUGUGUGUAUCAUUUCUACUUCAAUAAACGCACACUCUGUCUAUGUGUAUAUAGAGUGUAUAUAUGCUUUUA